GAAACCGGGGUGGGGGGUGUCUCGCCAUGCGGUACAACGAGCGGGAGCUGCUGUCCCUGGCCCGGCAGCCCGCCGAGAAGGCGGCCGAGAUCUUGAUGCGGGUGCCCAAGAAGGGGAGCGUGUUAAAGAAACGCCUGGUGAAGCUUGUUGUCAACUUUCUCUUCUACUUCCGGACAGAUGAAGCGGAGCCCAUUGGAGCUCUGCUGCUGGAGCACUGCCGGAUCACCAAAGAGGAGGAGAACGUCUUCUCCAUCAGUUUUGUUGAGGAGCCGGAGAGGAAAUACUGCUUUGAAUGCGACAGUGAAGAGCAGUGUCAGGAGUGGAUUGAGGCACUCAAGCGAGCCAGCUAUGAGUUCAUGAGGAGGAGCUUGAUUUUCUACCGGAAUGAGAUCCAGAAAAUGACAGGGAAGGACCCCCUGGAGCAGUACGGGAUCUCCGAGGAAGCCCGCUUCCAGCUGGGAACGCGCAAGCAGUAAUCCCCUCGCCUGGGCUGAACUGGCUUCUGGCCCCAGGGUCACCCCCCCAGGCCCUACCCCGGGACGAACAGCCACAGUUCCCCGCAGCAGUGACCAAGUGACUUUCUAAUUUAUUAGCCAAAUAAUUUUGUACUAUUUUUUUAAAGGGAAUUCACUGCACAUUCCCACUUGCCCCAGCUGUGGCAGCAGCCAGUUUUAACUGCUCCCUGCAGACCGUGCCCCGGCGCUGACGCCGCGCUGCUGCGGCACUGGGAGUAAAGCCACCCUGGCUCCAAGGGAGCAGGGGCGGCAGGGACUGAACAGAGCUCCUGUCCCCCUCACCUGGAGCUUCUGGGACAGGCCCUGCGCCAGCUCUAGCCCUCCUCUUCCUCCCUGUCCCACUCUUGCAGGGAGCUACUCAGCUUUUCUGGCCCAGGAUCUCCCUGCAGUCUCCAAGGGAGCCGUGGAGGGUUCGUCCCCUUGCUGUGAGAGGAUGCUCCGACUGAUUGCAUGUCUGUGCUUGCAGGGUUAACCCAGUCAUUCCCUCUCCAGUUUAUUGCUGAGACCUGCUAGCAGAGCCCUGACAGCCCAGCUGCUGAGCAAGGAGUAGGAGGCCUUCCCUUAUCACCAGGAGAGCUCAACCACAGCUCCCGCUGAUGGGAGCGGGCAUCCACUCCUCCGUGUCCAGGCAGCAGAGUCUCUGCAGCCACUAGCACCCGCUUCCUGGGGUUGUUUUCCUUCCCCCUUCUCUGGGCAGGUGGUGCUAAUUCCUAGAGCCUUGAUGAAGCCGGUGCUACAGCCCAUCAGAGCACUCACAGACGCAUUGGAGAACAAAGCUGCGAAGCACAAGGGAGCAGAGACAGGGCUGAGGGCUCUGUGUGGUCAUCCUGCCUCCCUCUGCAAUGCUGCGGGCUGGGUGAAGCUGUGCAGUUAGUGGCUUCCCAGAGAGGAAAGCCAGAUGGAGAGGUUUGUAAAGACAGGAACUGCUCCACUUGGGUUGGAUGUUUGAGCUUCAGGGCACGCAGAAGUUAAGCCCAAGUUGCAUUUAACAGCCGGGCGUUACCACUUCAUUCCCUGAGCCAUUGCUGCAGCUGCUCUCCCCUUUGUGAGUGUCCAAAGGGAAAGACCAGAAAACUGCCAAGGUCAGGGGGAGCUGCCGGGGGACAAGGGCUGCCUUCCCUGCAGCUCCUGUAAUAGAGGGAGAAACAUGAAGAAACAGCAUCUCUCCUCUUAAGCCGUGGCUCUGGCUGCACCCAGGAAAACUGCCCAGAGCUGGGGGAGGGAAAUCCACUCCCCACACCUGCACCCAGGGCUUCAGGAGCCCCACUUUGUUUGGCUGCAGCAGCUCCCCUGGAACUAGACCAGGAGAACCUCCAGGAAAGGCCCCCGGGAAGGUCCCAGGUAAUGUCAUCAGACAGUUGAUGACAGAAGGAACUCGAGUUGCUGCUGGGGCAGGUGAAUGCAGCGCAGGGGCUUGGCCUGAGCUGCGGGGGGUUGCAGCUCCGGGCUGCGCCGGCGGGAGCGCGGCGAGGUGGAGCAGCCUGGGCUGUGAGCUGGGCUUGAAGGGAAGAUUUGGGUCUCCUCCUCCCUGGGGGGGAAUGAAUGCCAAAACAAGAGCCCAAAUGGCAAGCUUUAGUGGCCUGGCCUUCCGUCUUUACCUCACGCUGCUGGGUACCAGGAGAGUAGCAGAUGUCACCGAUGCUUUAUUUUUAACCUCAAAGCCAAGACUGUUCCUUUCCCUCCCCAGUUACUCCCAUUCCCUUCAAACAUUCCAGGUGCUUGCUCCAGCAAUUACCAAAAUAAGCAGAGGGGCAGCUGCCCUGUGUGAUAAGCUGAGGGCAUGAGAGGGUGGAAGCAGACAAGAGGGCUGUUCUGAAGACAGAUGGCAACUCUAGUGGACGCAGCAAUGAGGGAUUAAAAGCAGGAACAGACGAGAGCUCGUGCUUUAGGGAAUUAGUGUCCUCAGAUGACUUUAAAGUGCAUUUUAAUCCUGACAAGCCUACUCUGCUUUACCUCAGUGCAGGGGCAUGUUCCUGACGUGCUAGGGAGGGCCACAGCAGCUUUAUUACUGUGAAAAAGAGACUUUGGUUGCUGGAGGGGAGAGGUGGGGACACUCCAGGCUCAGCAGCAGAAUAACCAGAGCUGAGCGGCGGCCGCCGUUCCCUCGGCUUCCCCAGCUCCUGCCAGCCCCUCGCGGAGGCAGAACGGCCCCGUCCGGACUCAGCCCCCCAGGGUUCAGCAUUAGGGAAUCCUUCCGUAGGUGAAGUCAACCCCUAUAGAAACAAACCCCCCCUGGAAUUCUGCCCACGUUCAAUCAUUUCUAGGCAACAAAAUUGAAGCGAGGCUCAGGGUGCCUGGCAGUAGCUGACCCCCCCCGCGCCCCUGUGCCUGCCAGGACUAUCCCGCGUCCUCCUGACACGCCUUCCAGCAGGUAGAGCUGACGGCCACCGGCUGCACUGUACAUAGAACGGGCAUUUUAUUUAGAUGUUACGGGGAACAGUAUUUAAGAGGCAACCAUGACAUUUCUUAACUGAAUGUAAAACAAAUGCUGUGAAGAGUUACACGGGCCAGCCAGGCCCAGUAGCGGAGAUCGAUUUCCAGACUAGCACUAGGACACUGGGUUAGGUUUCAGGAGUAAAGGCAGAUGGUACUUCUAGACACUUUGAAAUCUGCAUCAAUCGCUGGUGAUUUGUUCACUUUUCAUACUCCAGUCCUCAUGCUUUCUGUAUUUCAGGGGCCUUUUCCAGCAAGCGCUGCGUACAGGCUCCCUGAAAGUGUACCGAAGCCAUUUAGCCGUCGUAUAGUGAACGUUUCCAAUAAAAACUUGUUUUAAUCUU
This is a messenger RNA of Tyto alba (common barn owl), 3292 nucleotides long. It is a transcript of the gene PLEKHJ1, whose product is annotated as pleckstrin homology domain containing J1. Bases 27 to 476 code for a protein of 149 amino acids. Lineage: Eukaryota; Metazoa; Chordata; Aves; Strigiformes; Tytonidae. The record is from RefSeq and is a predicted model, not a curated record. Gene Ontology annotation, cellular component: recycling endosome; trans-Golgi network; early endosome. The transcript is spliced from 6 exons. Gene Ontology annotation, biological process: receptor recycling; retrograde transport, endosome to Golgi; endosome organization.